Aspergillus melleus is the source of this 1534-nucleotide messenger RNA. RefSeq lists its product as uncharacterized. The transcript has a single exon. The coding region runs from base 478 to 1317 and encodes 279 amino acids. The record is from RefSeq and is a predicted model, not a curated record. Lineage: Eukaryota; Fungi; Ascomycota; Eurotiomycetes; Eurotiales; Aspergillaceae.
CCUCGUAGUGCGUCCCUGGAGCAUCGGUGAAAAAUCAUCAUUCCGCUUCCGAAUAGAGUACGCCCACCGAAUAAAAAAGUUGAAGACAGGUAAAUCGGUGAAGUGACAGCGACCAGGUAAGCCCUUCUGAUGCAAGGAGGCAAUCUACAGCUGUCAGCCAAGGCAUGAAGAAGAAAACGGAAAAUCAGAUAAGAAGGAAAGCUUCGCCCCCACGACUUGCCCCUUCCAGAAGGAUUCAACGACCAUUGCCUGAUCGGGACGACGCGACACACGUGCUGAUUGGCUUUGGCGGCGCAGGGCUCUCAAAGGGGUUUAGCUGAUCGUCACGGGGUUUUGUACUGCCUCGCGGGUUCUUCAUUUAUUUAUCCUCUCCAUCUCUCUCCAUCUCUUGUCACCUGCCCAGGAUGUGAUCCUACACUCACCUGACAGAUCCUCAAUUUUGUCAGGUCUCCAACAACAAAACAAACAACAAUCACAAUGGCAUCCACAAACCCAUUUGCAAACCCUCCUUCAUCAGACCUUCACCCUGAGUCUGAAUCUGAACCCAACCGUGACUCUCAACCUCAACUCCACAAUCAACUCACCUCUCCCACCAUAGCAGAGAGCAUGAUGCCUCCCCCCAAAACCGCGCUGCAAGUCGACUUUUCGCUCAAAAAAUGGAACGUCAUCAUCAGCCCCAUCUCCACCUCUUCCAGCUCGCCCGACCCCUCCACCUCGGCCCUCUACCGCAUCGACACGCAAUCCACGCGCCGACCCCAGAUGCUCUUCCGCCACGCCAACGCCCCUCCCAACUCUCCCCCCUUCGGCACAGGCACCCUCCACACCUUCAGCAUAAACCCUGACUACACACUGCACAACACCUCGCAGCCCCUCACGGCCACAAAACGCUUCCGCACCUCCUACACCUACCAAUCCGCCAUCUUCUCGCGCGUCCCCGGCCAGACCGAGACCAUGACAUGGACGUCCACAAGCGGGUUUAAGAACUGGGAUUUCAUCCUGCUCGACGGCGACAUGUUGCCUGUGGCGCGGUAUUCGAGUCGGGUGUGGGCGGUGCGCAAAUGGGGCAAGAUUGAGUUUCUGGGCGAGAGGACGGAGGAUGAGCGUGCACGGGAGGAGAUCGUGGUUACUGGUCUGGUGUUGUUUUUUUGUAUGGUGGUGAGGGCGAGUAGUAUUUUCAAUUUCUUUGGCGCGUGUUUUUAUCGGCCGAAGGGUCAUGUUCAAAGGAGUUUGGAGGGCGGGAAGGGGGGUUCGGAUUCAGCGACUAUGGAUGGUGAUGUUGAUUGUGAUGGUGGCCAUGGUCAUGGUCAUGGGGGAUGAGGGGGUGACUGAGAUGUCUUGGUCGGGCUUUUCUCUUCUCUCCUCUUGUCUUGCUUUUGCGGCUUGGAUUUGUUUUGUGCUUGGUUGAGAUACCCCGGUUGUUUUUGUUUCUUGUCUACGUAGGCCUUGGAGUUGCGUGCGCUAAUAGAUAUCUGUAUCACUGCGUGUUUCUUGCUUGCCAUCGAAAGAAUGCAUUCUAUAUUCUAUGGGUAUCUGC